Medioppia subpectinata is the source of this 531-nucleotide messenger RNA. Lineage: Eukaryota; Metazoa; Arthropoda; Arachnida; Sarcoptiformes; Oppiidae. The record is from the annotation of a GenBank genome assembly.
CAGAGUUGAAUUCAUAUACAAUGAACACUACAUUCAUUUCAGCCCCUCAUAUAUAGUACACAUACUUUAUGUGCAAACCAUGUGUUAAUGAUUGGCAUAUAUAGUGAACGCAUGCGUGCAUUAGAGCACACAUUAAUGUUUGGCUCAAGUCUUCAGUCUAUCAUCUUUUGAGUUGAAAUUAAGCGACCAUUUGAUCACUCGUUGGACUCAUUCCUCACCGACAAAGACAUUACCACUCAUACAGACAAUAGACACUAAUCGGCGACAGCGAUGGCCCACACGAUAGUAUUGGUACAGACGGGCAAACCCGACACCAGGACUUACAGCGACUUCGAGUCCGUCAACGAUGCCAUGGAAGGCGUUUGUCACAUCUAUGAACAGCACCUGAAGCGGACCAAUCCGGACACGCCGUCCAUCACUUACGACAUCUCACAGCUCUUCGACUUCAUCGACCAGUUGACUGAUUUGAGUUGUUUAGUAUAUCAGCGCAACACCAAUACGUACGCGCCGUACGCCAAGGAGUGGAUCAAA